Messenger RNA from Anisakis simplex (herring worm), 435 nucleotides. The record is from the annotation of a GenBank genome assembly. NCBI's taxonomy places the organism in Eukaryota, Metazoa, Nematoda, Chromadorea, Rhabditida, Anisakidae.
UACAAAAUGAACAUCCGUGUGGCACGUGCCAGUGAUUUGCUGAAUACGCAACACUGUAAUUUGCUGUGUUUACCAGAAAACUACCAGAUGAAGUAUUAUUUCUAUCAUGCCCUCUCAUGGCCUCAACUUUCGUAUGUGGCUGAAGACGAUAAGGGUAAUAUUGUUGGGUAUGUACUGGCAAAGAUGGAAGAAGAAGCCGACGAUGAGCCACACGGUCAUAUAACAUCGUUGGCCGUCAAACGGUCUUAUCGACGAUUGGGAUUAGCUCAAAAACUUAUGGAUCAGACUGCGAGGGCUAUGAUCGAAACGUUCAACGCCAAAUAUGUCUCGUUACAUGUUCGGGUUUCUAAUAGAGCUGCACUGAAUCUCUAUCAGGUUUUGUUCUUUUCACUCUUCCUGUUCUUUUUCAUAGCAGUUGUUCAUUUAAGGCUGAAC